Drosophila hydei is the source of this 2346-nucleotide messenger RNA. RefSeq names its product NEDD8 ultimate buster 1. The record is from RefSeq and is a predicted model, not a curated record. Bases 379 to 2217 code for a protein of 612 amino acids. Gene Ontology annotation, biological process: regulation of ubiquitin-dependent protein catabolic process. The transcript has 5 exons. Gene Ontology annotation, molecular function: protein binding. Lineage: Eukaryota; Metazoa; Arthropoda; Insecta; Diptera; Drosophilidae.
CGUUUUUACUUUAUAAAUUAAUCAAGCAUGUCAAAUAUGUAUAUUUUACCCGUUUGUGAGUUAAAAAUAAAAUAAAUUUCAAAUACAAACGCCACAACUGCAUGUUCACAGACAAAAGCUGCUUGCGUUGUUAAUCGAUAUAUCGGAUAAAAAAUUUCAUCUGUUGCGUCUAUCGCUGUAACAGAGCUAUCGCCACAGUACCAAAACAAUAAGCACGCAUUAUUUCGUCAGCACAUGAUUAACAUCGACAAUUUGUGGCAGUAUUCUUCAAUCGUGGGUAUACAUACAUAGACACACAUAUUUCAUAUCAUAGUUUAUCAGCAACAGUAAAAUACGCAGUCAUUAGUUGGAUCAAGCAAUUGAAGUUGGCUCGCUUCCAUGUCGCAGAUAGAUAACAUCUUCAAUCAGGUGCGAGCACGCCUGCAGGCGCAAAGCAUCAAACUGUGGGAGGAGCCAUACUAUUCCGAUGGCUUGGGUAGCAUUGAGGCCUCAAUUGAAUGUCUAGCUGAGGAUUACAGUGUCCAACUAGGAAUUGAUGCCUCAAGAUGCAAAUAUGUGAUCACUGAGUUGCAGGAUAAUGCGCUACGUAAGCUGGCGGCACGGCGAGAAUUCACCGAAACGGGAGUCGCCACGUUUAAGGUGCGACGUGUCGAUAAUCGCAACGGCACCACAAGCAUACUGGACAUUAAAUGUGAUCUUAACGAGCUGGGCUCCAAGUUGCAGCAAGUCAUUGCGGCCAAGCUGCAGCUGGGAGAUGCCAACGAAGUCAAAUGCAUUGCAGCGGGACGCAUCAUCUCGCCAAACGCAACGCUCGCUGCACAGGAACUCAAAAACAAUCAGCAGCUCAUUGUGAUCAUUGGGCAGCGGGAUGAUCAAAACGUUGCCCUGCAUGAGCGAAUUAGCAAGAUCAAAGCUGAUGUCGAGGCGGUAGUGGCAUCCCAGAGUCAGCUUAUGGAGAUGGAAGAUCAGGAUGGCAAUCCGGUGUUUCUGCCGCCGAUUGAGAAUCGCGCCUUGCUAACAGGCAUGGGUUACUGCGAGAAGGCGCGCGUUGCAAUGCAACGUGAGGAUUAUGAGGAGGCGCUGCUGUUGUUACUCGAAGCGGAUGAACAGUUUAGUGCGUGUGAUUCUAAAUUUCUUGAAUCAGUUGACAAUUAUGCACUGCUCAACUUGGAUAUUGUCUGGUGUUAUAUGUGCUUGAAGAAUGUUUCCCAGCUGCCGGAUGCAGAUCGACGUUUGAGCAUCUGUGAGCGUAAUUUCAAGCGUAGCUAUGGCGAAAACUAUUCGCGUCUCUAUGCGCUUAAGGGUCGUGGCUGUCCAGAGCGCGCGCUCAUUAUGCGGCUGCAACUGCUUCAGGGCGUCGUGCUUUACCAUCAAAAUCAACGAGAUGCCGCCUAUGAGCGUUUCGAGGCAGCUGCCGUUGUACUAAGCGAACUGAAGGUGAACGAUGAGCAGUUGUUGCUGCUUGUCGAAAUGGGCUUUGAGGUAAGUGAGGCACGCCUCGCCUUGCGCUCCAGCUCUGGCAAUGUGGAGCGAGCAGUGCAGUAUAUACAACAGCGCAAGCAGCAGCUAUCAGAUGCUCGCAAGCAAUCGAAGGGCGAGCGGGCCAUGCAUCGACGCUAUGCCAAGCAUGCGACCAAAGACAAGGACUGGGUAAAUCCUCGAAGUGUGUGCACUCUUACCGAAAUGGGCUUUGAGCGCCGUUUGUCGGCGGCAGCACUGCGACGCACUGAAAACGAUGUGCCACGUGCAGUGGAACUGCUGCAAACCAAUUCCGCGGAGCUGCGCGAUACAUUGCCUGAAUCGCAAAGCGUGGACGCAGUGCAGCUGGCUGCCUUGUUGCAGCUCGGCUUUAAGGAACCAGCUGCUCGGGCUGCUCUUGAGAGCGCAGAAAACAAUUUGGAGCAGGCGACGGAUUUUUUGCUUAAAGCCAUACAGAGCGAGGAGGAGCUUCUGCAAACGGUGGAGCGUGUUACACAAUUGGCUAGUGGUGGAAUGUUCAAUUUGGAUGGAGCAUCCACUUCACAGGCAGCCGAUGUGACACCAAGCGGCUUCCUCAUAGAUGCCGUGCUGCAAAAGGCUAAGGCCGAGAUGGAGGCAUAUCAGGCGUUCAAGCGCUUGAAUGCCGAUCUGACACACAGUGAUCAGGAUUACUUGGACUUGCCGUUGCUGCAGGAGGAGCAAUUGCUGGCCGAGUAUCGCAAUUUGCUAGAGCAAUAAAACGAGGCAACUGCCGAUGUUGCGAUUUUUGCCUUGUUGUUAGUGCCUAAGCGAUUGAAUUUAAUUACGUUCGAUACAGCGGCUCCGGCACGCUAUAAAAACCGGUUUAAUACAUGCGGAUAACUGUAA